GGGCUGACGUCAGGAGCUGUCCCCGGUGCUGAAGCAAGAUGGCCGCCCGCUAGCCAACCGGGGCGGCGGCGGCAGCGGCGGCGGCGGGAGCCCCCCGCGCCCCCGGCACCGGGACCAUGUCGCUGCUCUGCGUCGGAGUUAAAAAGGCCAAGUUCGAUGGGCCCCAAGAGAAGUUUAACACCUACGUGACACUGAAGGUGCAAAAUGUCAAGAGCACAACCAUCGCGGUGCGGGGCAACCUGCCCUCCUGGGAGCAGGACUUCAUGUUUGAGAUCAACCGGCUCGACCUGGGCCUGACGGUGGAGGUGUGGAACAAGGGGCUCAUCUGGGACACCAUGGUGGGGACGGUGUGGAUCCCCCUCCGGACCAUCCGGCAGUCCAACGAGGAGGGCCCUGGGGAAUGGCUCACGCUCGACUCCCAGGUCAUCAUGACAGACAACGAGAUUUCAGGCACCAAGGACCCCACUUUCCACCGUAUCCUCCUGGACACCCGCUUCGAGCUGCCGCUGGAUAUCCCCGAGGAGGAGGCCAGGUAUUGGGCCAAGAAGCUGGAGCAGCUCAAUGCCAUGCGGGACCAGGACGAUUACGCCUUCCAGGAGGAGCAGGAAAAGCCUCUGCCUGUUCACAGCUCCCAGUGCUGCAACUGGAAUUAUUUUGGCUGGGGAGAACAGCAGAACGAUGACCCCGACAGCACGGUGGACGACCGGGACAGCGAUUACCGCAGCGAGACCAGCAACAGCAUCCCGCCGCCGUACUACACCACCUCCCAGCCCAACGCCUCCGUCCACCAGUACCCCAUGAGGCACCAGCAGCAGAGCUCCCGCGACUCCUACACCGACUCGAUGCAGAGCUACGAGAUGGACUACUCGGACCAGCGGCCCAUCAGACGCUACGCUAGUGUAGACUCUGCCGCAAACGGACGCAGCGACGCUGAGUCCGCUUCCGAGUCGAGCAGGCGGACCAGCCGCCAGCCUUCCCUUGAGAGCAGGCGGUCCCUAGACCUAUCGGAUAGCCCCACGGGGAGCAGCCGCUACGCCUCGUCGGCCGAGCUGAGCCAGGGCAGCUCCCAGCUGAGCGAGGACUUUGAGAACGAGAGCCUCCGGGACUCGGAGCUGGACGAGCGGGACGGCGACUCCUACCACUCCUGCCACAGCUCCGUCAGCUACCGCAAAGACUCGCCCCGCUGGGAGGAGGACGACGACGACCUGUAUCUGGAGGAGGAGGAAGAGGAGGAGGAAGAGUUCAAUGAGGACUACAGCGAGAACGAGGAAGGCUACCCCAAGGAAGAGGAGGAGGAGGAGGACCUGCGGGAGCAGGGCCCCUAUGAAGUGCCGGAGCACGAUGCCUACCCCCCACUGCAGAAACCCCCCGGGCAGCAGCAGCAACAGGCCCCGCAGCAGCAGCAGCAACCCCAGCUGGUCCCACAGCUGAAGCCACAGCAGCAGGAGAGGAAGGAGGAGAGGAGGGAGGAGAAGGACACCUCUGUCCCCGAGGAAACCCCGGAGGCCCUCCAGGCUCAGCAGGGAGCGGACGAAGCUCCCCUGCAAGAGGCGGCCCCCGAGCCCCUGAAACAGGCUGAGAGGGAGCAGGCAGAGGCGGAGGUGCAGGACCCCAAAGCACGAGCCAAAGCCAACUGGUUGAGAGCCUUCAACAAGGUCUGCAUGCAGCUGCAGGAGGCCCGCGGGGAAGGCGAUGGAGAAGCUAAAUCCCUGUGGUUCAAAGGCGGGGGGGCGGCAGUAAGGUUUCUGCGCUGCAUUAACAGCAUGCCCGACAUUAAGCCUGGACGCAAAUCUCUCCCUCUAGUCAGCGAUCUGGCGAUGUCCCUGGUCCAGUCCAGGAAAGCGGGAAUCACAUCCGCGCUGGCCUCGAGCACCUUGAACAAUGAGGAGCUGAAAAACCAUGUUUACAAGAAGACCCUGCAAGCCUUAGUGUACCCCAUCUCCUGCACGACGCCCCACAACUUUGAGGUGUGGACGGCCACCACCCCCACCUACUGCUACGAGUGCGAGGGGCUGCUCUGGGGCAUCGCCCGGCAGGGCAUGCGCUGCGCCGAGUGCGGCGUCAAGUGCCACGAGAAGUGCCAGGACCUGCUCAAUGCCGACUGCCUGCAGAGGGCGGCGGAGAAGAGCUCCAAGCACGGAGCAGAGGACCGGACCCAGAAUAUCAUCAUGGUGCUCAAGGACCGCAUGAAGAUCCGGGAGCGCAACAAGCCGGAGAUAUUUGAGCUGAUCCAGGAGGUGUUUGGGGUCACCAAGACCACGCACACGCAGCAGAUGAAGGCGGUGAAGCAGAGCGUCCUGGACGGCACGUCCAAAUGGUCGGCCAAGAUCAGCAUCACGGUCGUUUGUGCCCAGGGCCUGCAAGCAAAGGAUAAGACGGGUUCCAGCGACCCGUAUGUCACUGUCCAGGUUGGAAAGACCAAAAAAAGGACUAAAACUAUCUACGGCAAUCUCAACCCAGUCUGGGAGGAGAAUUUCCAUUUUGAGUGCCAUAACUCCUCCGACCGCAUCAAGGUCCGUGUCUGGGACGAGGAUGACGACAUCAAGUCCCGUGUCAAACAGCGCUUCAAGAGGGAGUCGGAUGACUUCCUGGGCCAGACGAUCAUUGAGGUCCGGACCCUGAGCGGAGAGAUGGACGUCUGGUACAACCUCGACAAGCGGACAGACAAGUCGGCCGUGUCAGGAGCCAUCCGGCUGCACAUCAGCGUGGAGAUCAAGGGCGAGGAGAAGGUGGCUCCCUACCACGUGCAGUACACGUGCCUGCACGAGAACCUGUUCCACUUCGUGACGGAUUUGCAAAACAACGGGGUGGUGAAGAUCCCUGACGCCAAGGGGGACGACGCCUGGAAAGUCUACUUUGACGAGACGGCGCAGGAGAUCGUGGACGAGUUUGCCAUGCGCUACGGGGUGGAGUCCAUCUACCAGGCCAUGACGCAUUUUGCCUGCCUUUCCUCCAAAUACAUGUGCCCCGGGGUGCCGGCGGUGAUGAGUACCCUGCUAGCCAACAUCAACGCCUACUAUGCCCACACCACGGCUUCCACCAACGUCUCCGCCUCCGACCGCUUUGCUGCUUCCAAUUUCGGGGUAAGUCCGAUGAAGGAGCGGUUCGUCAAACUCCUCGACCAGCUGCACAACUCGCUGAGGAUUGACCUCUCCAUGUACCGGAACAACUUCCCUGCCAGCAGUCCGGAACGGCUGCAGGAUCUCAAGUCCACAGUGGAUUUGCUGACCAGCAUCACCUUCUUUCGGAUGAAGGUCCAGGAGCUGCAGAGCCCCCCCCGAGCCAGCCAGGUGGUGAAGGACUGCGUGAAAGCCUGCCUCAACUCCACCUACGAGUACAUCUUCAACAACUGUCAUGAGCUCUACAGCCGCGAGUACCAGACGGACCCGACUAAGAAAGGCGAGGUGCCCCCCGAGGAGCAGGGUCCCAGCAUCAAAAACCUGGACUUUUGGUCCAAGCUCAUCACCCUGAUCGUCUCCAUUAUCGAGGAGGACAAGAAUUCCUACACGCCCUGCCUGAACCAGUUCCCCCAGGAACUGAACGUGGGGAAGAUCAGCGCCGAGGUGAUGUGGAACCUCUUUGCUCAGGACAUGAAGUACGCGAUGGAGGAGCACGACAAGCACCGCCUGUGCAAGAGCGCGGACUACAUGAACCUGCACUUCAAGGUGAAGUGGCUGUACAACGAGUACGUCACCGAGCUGCCCUCCUUCAAGAGCCGCGUGCCUGAGUACCCCGCCUGGUUCGAGCCCUUUGUCAUCCAGUGGCUGGAUGAGAAUGAAGAGGUGUCGCGGGAUUUCCUGCAUGGAGCGCUCGAGCGGGACAAGAAGGAUGGGUUCCAGCAGACGUCGGAGCACGCGCUCUUCUCUUGCUCCGUGGUGGACGUCUUCUCCCAGCUCAACCAGAGCUUCGAGAUCAUCAAGAAGCUCGAGUGCCCCGACCCCCAGAUUGUUGGGCACUACAUGCGAAGGUUUGCCAAGACCAUCAGCAAUGUGCUACUCCAGUAUGCCGAGAUCAUCUCCAAGGAUUUUGCCUCAUACUGCUCCAAGGAGAAGGAGAAAGUGCCCUGCAUCCUGAUGAACAACAUCCAGCAGCUCCGCGUCCAGCUUGAGAAGAUGUUUGAAGCCAUGGGUGGGAAGGAGCUGGACACAGAAGCCAGUGAUAUCCUCAAGGAGCUGCAGGUGAAACUCAACAACGUCCUGGAUGAGCUGAGCCGUGUCUUUGCCACCAGUUUCCAGCCGCACAUCGAGGAGUGCGUGAAGCAGAUGGGCGACAUCCUGGGCCAGGUGAAGGGCACCGGCAACGUCCCCGCCAGCACCUGCAGCAGCGUUGCGCAGGAUGCUGACAAUGUCCUGCAGCCCAUCAUGGACCUUCUGGACAGCAACCUGACGCUCUUUGCCAAGAUCUGCGAGAAGACGGUGCUGAAGCGGGUGCUGAAGGAGCUCUGGAAGCUGGUGAUGAACACGAUGGAGAAGACCAUCGUCCUGCCCCCACUCACUGACCAGACGAUGAUUGGCACGCUCUUGAGAAAACAUGGCAAGGGGACAGAGAAGAGCAGGGUGAAGCUGCCCAGUCACACUGAAGGCACGCAGAUGAUUUUCAACGCAGCCAAGGAGCUGGGGCAGCUCUCCAAGCUGAAGGACCACAUGGUGCGGGAGGAAGCCAAGAGCCUGACCCCAAAGCAAUGUGCAGUGGUAGAGCUGGCACUGGACACCAUCAAGCAAUACUUCCACGCUGGUGGUGUGGGGCUGAAAAAGACAUUCCUGGAGAAGAGCCCCGACCUGCAGUCGCUGCGCUACGCCCUGUCCCUCUACACCCAGGCCACCGACCUCCUCAUCAAAACCUUUGUGCAGACCCAGGCUUCGCAGGUUCAUGGUGGGAAAGGUAUUAGGUUUACCCUUAGUGAAGAAAUUUAUCCUGAGAAGGGCUCCGGAGUGGACGAGCCCGUCGGGGAGGUGUCCAUCCACGUGGAGCUCUUCACCCACCCCGGCACCGGGGAACACAAAGUCACUGUCAAAGUGGUGGCUGCGAAUGACCUCAAGUGGCAGACGUCGGGCAUCUUCCGGCCCUUCAUCGAGGUCAACAUCAUCGGGCCCCACCUCAGCGACAAGAAGAGGAAAUUUGCCACCAAAUCCAAGAACAACAGCUGGGCCCCCAAGUACAACGAGAGCUUCCAGUUCACGCUGGGGACGGAGACGGGCCCCGAGUGCUACGAGCUGCAGGUGUGUGUGAAGGAUUACUGCUUCGCCCGGGAGGACCGGACGGUGGGCAUCGCUGUCCUGCAGCUCCGCGACAUCCUGCAGCGGCCCGGCUGUGCCUGCUGGCUGCCCCUGGGCCGCCGCAUCCACAUGGACGACACCGGCCUCACUGUCCUCCGCAUCCUCUCCCAGCGCAACAACGACGAGGUGGCCAAGGAGUUCGUCAAGCUCAAGUCGGACACGCGCUCGGCCGAGGAGGGCAGCGGUUAAACCACUUCCACACACACACACCCCCCCCGCCCAGCCCUCUUCCCCCCUCUCCUGCCCUCUUUUCUACAGCACCCUCCAGCCAUGUAUAAGCCAUAGGAGCGCCCACACGAGGAGGCUCCUUCCUGGCCCUGGCGUGGGUGAGGGCUGGGACGUGGCUGCAGUGACAGACCCCCCCACACACACACCCCUCCCUUGGCCAGCCUGGCCGGGUGACAGCAGUGCAGAGCACGGCCGUGCCCCCGUCCCACCCCGACGGGAAGGUGCUGGGGCUGGUGGGGCUGCAGGGAAGGGCUGGACCCCAGACGGGGCGAUGGGGCAGAUCUGCCCUUUCCCAGCCCACCUGAGACGGAGGAAGCCCAACGUCCCUGACCCUACCCUCAUCGAGUGACACAAGGAAAGGGCUGGGGUGGGGUGGGGGGUGGUGUCUCAUCCCCCCUCGGGGGGGGGGGGGGUUGGUGAGCAGCCAGAGCAACACGACGGGCCCCUUGUCCCCAUCCCUGGAGCGUGGUCGGGCCCCUUGUCCCCAUCCCUCGGGCACCCUGGGCGACAGGGAGGCUCCCACCCGCUGAGCACCCUGUACAUAUGUAAAUAGCUGUACAGACACGGGGCAGCCAGACACGGCUUUGUCCUGCACCCGGAAGGGCUAUUGGGGCUUUUGGGUCGGCAGAUGCAGCCCCCCCAUGCCCUGCACAGGGUCCCCUCCCUGGCUGGCAGCGGCAUCGCUGGGGUCGGGAGUGGCAGGGUGCAGCCCCCGGCCCCUAUUCUGUCUUCCCUGCCUUGCUGCCACCGUGGGCUGCCCCACUGCGCCCCCCCCCCCCCCCCCCAGGGUGCCAGGGCUUGGGGGUGAGGGCUGGGGGCACUGGAGCGGAGGGACCCGUCUCCCUUUGCUCCGGCCAGUGGGGACCAGCCGUCCCUGUGCAGAGCAGCAGCGCCCAUGAGACCUCCUUGGCGCAAGCAAGACCCUUCCUGCCCCCAACCCGCCCGACCCCACCCCCAGUUUCCCAUUAACCACCAUUUCUGCGUGAUCAGUGGUGUGUGUGUCUCGUGCGAGCGCCCAGGAGGCCAGGGUGUGCGGUGUCGGGGAUGGCCACCCCAGCUGGCCAGCUUGCCCCAAGUACCGGGGAAGGCAGAGGCCUGAUGACCCCACAAGUCACUAUAGCUCUCUCAGCAGCCUCCCCAUCCCAAAACAGGGUACCCCAACUGUCCCCCGUGGUCCUUUUUCUAUAGGGUUUGCCUGGGACCAAAGGGUUUCGCUUUCCUCUCUUGUUUCUGUUCAAUGUUUACACCCCUUUUCUAACCACUGCUCCCGCACGGCCAGGCUGAGGCUCAGCCCCGCACCCCCCAGCUGUGGUGCCCCUGGCCCUGUGCCCCCUCCCCAAACUGUCCUGUUCGGCAUGUGAUUGACCCGACCGACUCUGCUCCUGUAGCACCUGUGUCACCGAUGCCUGUGUGUCUGUACCACCCCGUGCGGCGCUGCCGCCGGCGGCUACCAUGGAUGCAUGACAGUGAGAUGUUUUGCACUAUUUUGAAUUUUUUGGGCUCUGUAAAAAUAUUUUAUUAUAACUGACAUUAAAAAGCACACCCUUC
Molecule: messenger RNA, 7052 nt
Organism: Tyto alba (common barn owl)
Lineage: Eukaryota; Metazoa; Chordata; Aves; Strigiformes; Tytonidae
Gene: UNC13A
Product: unc-13 homolog A
Exons: 46
Coding region: 117-5465 (1782 amino acids)
Biological process (GO): dense core granule priming; synaptic transmission, glutamatergic; presynaptic dense core vesicle exocytosis
Cellular component (GO): neuromuscular junction; presynaptic membrane; presynaptic active zone cytoplasmic component
Molecular function (GO): diacylglycerol binding; calcium ion binding; phospholipid binding
Source: RefSeq, a predicted model, not a curated record